GAGCCGCCUCCGCGCAAGGGGGCCCGGCCACUCGGAGCAGCUCCGCCGCGGGGACUGCACCACCCGCCCUGCCGGACCCGCCCCGACCGGGGCUCGCCGCCUGCAACAGCCGCAGCACCGCGACCUCGGGCCCUGCGCGGGCCAUGGCUGUGCCCUAGGGCUGAGCGCGCAGGCUGUGUGACCGAGAUUCCCUGCGAGAGAGACUGAGGAGAGGACAGAAAGGAGGGGCGGGCUCCUGGCAAGGCAUUCGCUCCUGAACAGAGUCCUGCUAAAGAUGGAGAAGGAGGAGGAGACGACCCGGGAGCUGUUGCUGCCCAACUGGCAGGGCAGCGGCUCCCAUGGGCUGACCAUUGCCCAGAGGGACGACGGCGUAUUUGUGCAGGAAGUGAUGCAGAAUUCCCCUGCGGCCCGCACUGGGGUGGUCAAGGAGGGGGACCAGAUUGUGGGUGCCACCAUCUACUUUGACAACCUGCAGUCGGGCGAAGUGACCCAGCUGCUGAGCACCAUGGGGCACCACACCGUGGGUCUGAAGCUGCACCGUAAGGGGGACCGCUCCCCUGAGCCUGGCCAGACCUUCACCCACGAAGUCUUUAGCUCCCACAGCUCCGAAGUGGUUCUGAGCGGGGAUGAUGAGGAGUACCGGCGUAUCUAUACCACGAAGAUCAAGCCUCGGCUGAAGUCAGAGGAUGGAGUGGAAGUGGACCCUGGGGAGACCCAGAGCCGUACCAUCACGGUGACUAGAAGGGUCACGGCCUACACUGUGGAUGUGACAGGCCGGGAAGGAGCCAAAGACAUUGACAUCAGCAGCCCAGAGUUCAAGCUCAAGAUUCCACGGCAUGAACUGACUGAAAUCUCCACUGUGGAUGUGGAGACUCAGCCUGGGAAGACUGUGAUCAGACUGCCCUCGGGCUCGGGGACAGUGUCUCCAACCACAGGCUCUGCUGUGGACAUCCGAGCAGGGUCCAUUUCUGUUCCAGGACCAGAGCUCCAAGGUGCUGGCCACUCAAAGCUCCAGGUCACCAUGCCUGGGAAAAAGGUGGGAAGCUGGGGCGUCAAUGUUAGUGCAAAGGGCUUGGACUUGGGUGGCAAAGGUGGGGUCCAAGUUCCAGGAGUGGACAUUUCAUCUUCUCUUGGGGGUGGGGCCGUAGAGUUGCAGGGCCCAUCUCACGAGAGUGACAAUAAUGGGAAAAUUAAAAUGCCCACCAUGAAGAUGCCAAAAUUUGGUGUCUCAAUAGGACCUGAGGGCCAGGCACCAGAGGCAGGGUUGAAUGUGUUUGCACCUGAAUUCUCUGUGGGGCACAAGGGCAGUAAGCCAGGCAUGACCAUUGGCGGGAACAUCCAGACCCCUCAGCUAGAGGUCAGGGCUCCCUCUGCCAAUAUUGAGGGCCUUAGGGGGAAGCUGAAGGGCCCCCAAAUCACUGGGCCAUCACUUGAGGGAGACCUAGGCCUGAAAGGUGCCACGCCACAGGGGAGUAUGGGGAUGGACAUCUCUGCUUCUCAAAUCAAGGGCCCCAGUGUGGAAGGUCGAGCCCCUGACAUUGAUAUUCAUGGGACUGGGGGCAAACUAAACAUGCCCAAGAUGCAAGUCCCGAAAUUCUCUGUAUCGGGUUCUAAGGGAGAGGGAGCCAGCAUUGAUGUGACACUGCCCACAGGUGAAGUGACUCUUCCUGGGAUCUCUGGGGACAUCAGCCUGCCCAAGGUUGCUACUGGGGGGCUGGAAGGGAAGGGGAAGGGUACUAAAGUCAAGAGUCCUGAAAUGGUUAUUCAGAAACCUAAAAUCUCCAUGCAGGAUGUGGAUCUGAGCCUUGGGUCCUCCAAACUGAAAGGAGAUAUUAAAGUUUCUGCUCCGGGAAUGCAAGGUGAUGUUAAAGGCCCUCAAGUGGCAGUUAAAGGAUCCAAAGUGGACAUAGAAACACCCAGCCUGGAGGGGACCCUGGCAGGCCCCAAGCUGAGUGGUCCUUCUGGGAAAAUAGGAGCUUGCAGUAUUUCUAUGGCAGAUGUAGAUUUAAAUGCGGCUGCACCUAAAGUGAAAGGGGGUGUAGAUGUCACACUCCCAAAAGUAGAAGGGAAAGUCAAAGUCCCUGAAGUUGAUGUCAAAGGCCCCAAACUGGAUAUCAGUGCCCCAGAUGUGGAAGUUCAUGGCCCAGAAUGGAACCUGAAAAUGCCCAAGAUGAAAAUGCCCAAGUUCAGCAUUCCAGGAGUCAAAGGGGAAGGCCCAGAUGUAGAUGUGAAUCUACCCAAAGGAGAUGUCACUAUUUCAGGGCCCAAGGUCAACGUGGAAGCCCCAAACAUCAACAUCGGAGGCCUGGAGGGCAAACUUAAAGGCCCUGAUACUAAGAUGCCUGAAGUGAAUGUCAAGACACCAAAGAUCUCCAUGCCUGAUGUAGACCUGAAUGUUAAAGUCCCAAAGAUGAAAGGAGAGUAUGAUGUAACUGUUCCAAGACUUGAAGGAGAGCUGAAAGGUCCUCAGAUGGACAUUAAUGCCCCAGAUGUGGAUGUUCACAGCCCAGACUGGCAUCUGAAGAUGCCCAAGAUGAAAAUGCCCAAAUUUAGUGUGCCAGGGUUCAAAGCAGAGGGCCCGGAGGUGGAUGUGAACCUGCCCAAGCCUGAUGUGGACAUUUCAGGGCCCAAGGUAGAUGUUAGUACUCCGGACAUGAGAAUUGAGGGACCAGAAGGAAAAUUAAAAGGACCCAAGUUUAAGAUGCCUGAGAUGAAUAUCAAAGCCCCAAAGAUCUCUAUGCCAGAUGUGGACUUACAUUUGAAAGGCCCUAAUGUAAAAGGAGAAUACGAUGUCACUGCACCAAAGGUUGAAGGUGAGAUUAAAGUUCCUGAUGUUGAACUUAAAAGUGCCAAAGUGGACAUUGAUGCCCCAGAUGUGGACGUUCAUGGCCCAGACUGGCACCUGAAGAUGCCCAAGGUGAAAAUGCCCAAGUUCAGCAUGCCUGGCUUCAAAGCAGAGGGCCCAGAAGUGGAUGUGAACUUGCCAAAGGCUGGUGUUGACCUCUCAGGACCCCAAGUGGAUGUGGAAGUUCCAGAUGUGAGCCUUGAGGGACCUGAAGGAAAGCUGAAGAGUCCCAAGUUUAAGAUGCCUGAGAUGAAUAUUAAAGGCCCAAAGAUCUCCAUGCCUGAUGUGGAUUUGCAUAUGAAAGGCCCCAAGGUAAAAGGAGAAUAUGAUGUUACAGUGCCAAAGCUGGAAGGUGACAUGAAAGGGCCAAAAGUACACAUCAGUGCCCCAGAUGUUGAAGUUCAGGGUUCUGAUUGGAACCUAAAGAUGCCCAAGAUGAAAAUGCCCAAAUUUACCAUGCCCAGCCUCAAAGGAGAGGGGCCAGAAUUGGAUGUGAAACUGCCCAAGGCUGAUGUGGACAUUUCUGCACCCAAAGUAGAUAUUAAUGCCCCAGAUCUGAGCCUCGAAGGACCUGAAGGGAAGUUGAAAGGCCCCAAGUUUAAGAUGCCUGAGAUGCACUUCAAAGCUCCUAAGAUGACUCUGCCAGAUGUUGACCUCAAUCUUAAAGGACCCAAAAUGAAAGGAAAUGUAGAUAUGUCAGCACCCAAAAUAGAAGGUGAAAUGAAAGUUCCAGACAUGGACAUCAAAGGCCCCCAGGUGGACAUUACAGCACCAGAUGUAGAAGUACAAGGUGGAGACUGGAGCCUCAAAAUGCCCAAGAUGAAAAUGCCUAAAUUCAGCAUGCCUAGUUUCAAAGGUGAGGGCCCAGAUGUGGAUGUGAACCUGCCCAAGGCUGACAUUGACAUCUCCGGACCCAAGGUUGACAUUGAAGCCCCAGAUGUGAGCCUUGAGGGACCAGAAGGAAAGCUGAAGGGUCCCAAGUUUAAGAUGCCUGAGAUGCACUUCAAGGCCCCCAAGAUCUCCAUGCCUGAUGUGGACUUACACUUGAGAGGCCCCAAAGUCAAAGGGGACGUGGAUGUGUCUGUGCCCAAGAUAGAAGGUGAAAUGAAAGUGCCAGAUGUGGACAUCAAAGGACCCAAAGUGGGUGUCGAUGUCCCAGAUGUGGAUGUUCACGGCCCAGACUGGAACUUGAAAAUGCCCAAGAUGAAAAUGCCCAAGUUCAGCAUGCCCGGCUUCAAAGCAGAGGGCCCAGAAGUGGAUGUGAACCUGCCCAAGGCUGACAUUGACAUCUCCGGACCCAAGGUUGACAUUGAAGCCCCAGAUGUGAGCCUUGAGGGACCAGAAGGAAAGCUGAAGGGUCCCAAGUUUAAGAUGCCUGAGAUGCACUUCAAGGCCCCCAAGAUCUCCAUGCCUGAUGUGGAUUUACACUUGAGAGGCCCCAAAGUCAAAGGGGACGUGGAUGUGUCUGUGCCCAAGAUAGAAGGUGAAAUGAAAGUGCCAGAUGUGGACAUCAAAGGACCCAAAGUUGACAUUAAUGCCCCAGAUGUGGAUGUUCACGGCCCAGACUGGAACUUGAAAAUGCCCAAGAUGAAAAUGCCUAAGUUCAGCGUGCCCGGCUUCAAAGCAGAGGGCCCAGAAGUGGAUGUGAACCUGCCCAAGGCUGACGUUGACAUCUCCGGACCCAAGGUUGACAUUGAAGCUCCAGAUGUGAGCCUUGAGGGGCCAGAAGGAAAGCUGAAGGGUCCCAAGUUUAAGAUGCCUGAGAUGCACUUCAAGGCCCCCAAGAUCUCCAUGCCUGAUGUGAACCUAAAUCUUAAGGGGCCAAAACUAAAGGGAGAUGCAGAUAUGUCUUUGCCUGAUGUAGAAGGUGAAAUAAAAGUGCCAGAUGUCGACCUUAAAGGGCCCAAAGUUGACAUCAAUGCUCCAGAUGUGGACGUUCAUGGGCCAGACUGGCACCUGAAGAUGCCCAAGGUGAAAAUGCCCAAGUUCAGCAUGCCUGGCUUCAAGGGAGAGGGCCCAGCAGUGGAUGUGAACCUGCCCAAGGCCGACAUUGAUGUCGCAGGACCCAAUGUGGACAUUAACGUUCCAGAUGUGAAUAUUGAAGGUCCAGAUGCCAAACUAAAAGGACCUAAAUUUAAGAUGCCAGAAAUGAAUAUAAAGCCUCAGAAGAUAUCCAUGCCAGAUGUUGGUUUGCAUUUGAAAGGUCCUAAAAUGAAAGGAGAUUAUGAUGUGACAGUCCCAAAAGUAGAAGGAGAGUUAAAAGCUCCGGAUGUCAACCUCAAAGGUCCCAAAGUGGACGUUAAUGUACCAGAUGUGGGAGUUCAUGGCCCAGACUGGCACCUGAAGAUGCCCAAGGUGAAAAUGCCCAAGUUCAGCAUGCCUGGCUUUAAAGGAGAGGGCCCAGACGUGGAUGUGAACCUGCCCAAGGCUGACAUUAAUGUCUCUGGACCCAAAGUGGACAUUGAUGCUCCAGAUGUGACUAUUGAAGGUCCAGAAGGGAAACUAAAGGGUCCCAAGUUCAAGAUGCCAAGCAUGAAUAUACAGACACACAAAAUCUCUAUGCCUGAUGUUGGACUUAAUCUGAAAGCCCCUAAACUGAAAACUGAUGUAGAUGUUUCCCUUCCUAAAGUGGAAGGAGACUUGAAAAUUCCUGAAAUAGAUGUUAAAGCCCCUAAGGUGGAUUUGGAUGUUGGUGACAUUGAUGUUGAAUGUCCAGAAGGAAAGGUGAAAGGUCCCAAAUUUAAGAUGCCAGACAUGCACUUCAAGGCCCCCAAAAUCUCCAUGCCUGAUGUGGACUUACACUUGAAAGGCCCCAAAGUCAAAGGGGACGUGGAUGUGUCUGUGCCCAAGAUAGAAGGUGAAAUGAAAGUGCCAGAUGUGGACAUCAAAGGACCCAAAGUGGGUGUCGAUGUCCCAGAUGUGGACGUUCAUGGCCCAGACUGGCACCUGAAAAUGCCCAAAGUGAAAAUGCCCAAGUUCAGCAUGCCCGGCUUCAAAGGAGAGGGCCCAGACGUGGAUGUGAACUUGCCCAAGGCUGACAUUAAUGUUUCUGGCCCCAAAGUAGACAUUGAGGCUCCUGAUUUAGACAUUGAGGGACCAGAAGGAAAAUUAAAAGGCUCUAAGUUUAAGAUGCCUAAAUUGAACAUCAAAUCUUCCAAGAUAUCCAUGCCAAAUGUGGACUUGAAUUUGAAGGGACCCAAACUGAAAGGAGAGAUAGAUACCUCUGUGCCAGAACUAGAAGGUGAUCUCAGAGGUCCACAAGUUGAUAUCAAAGGUCCCAGUGUGGAUGUGGAGGUGCCUGAUGUUGACCUGGAAUGUCCUGAUGCCAAGUUCAAAGGCCCCAAGUUUAAGAUGCCAGACAUGCACUUCAAGGCCCCCAAGAUCUCCAUGCCUGAUGUGGACUUACACUUGAGAGGCCCCAAAGUCAAAGGGGACGUGGAUGUGUCUGUGCCCAAGAUAGAAGGUGAAAUGAAAGUGCCAGAUGUGGACAUCAAAGGACCCAAAGUGGGUGUCGAUGUCCCAGAUGUGGAUGUUCACGGCCCAGAUUGGAACUUGAAAAUGCCCAAGAUGAAAAUGCCCAAGUUCAGCGUGCCAGGCUUGAAAGCAGAGGGCCCAGAAAUGGAUGUGAACCUGCCCAAGGCUGACAUCGACAUCUCUGGAGCCAAGGUUGACAUUGAAGCCCCAGAUGUGAGCCUUGAGGUACCGGAAGGAAAGCUGAAGGGCCCCAAGUUUAAGAUGCCAGACAUGCACUUCAAGGCCCCCAAGAUCUCCAUGCCUGAUGUGGAUUUACACUUGAGAAGCCCCAAAGUCAAAGGGGAUGUGGAUGCGUCUGUGCCAAAGUUGGAGGGAGAUUUGAAGGGUCCCAGUGUGGAUGUGGAGGUGCCUGACGUUGACCUGGAAUGUCCCGAUGCCAAGUUCAAAGGCCCCAAGUUUAAGAUGCCAGACAUGCACUUCAAGGCCCCCAAGAUCUCCAUGCCUGAUGUGGACUUACACUUGAGAGGACCCAAAGUCAAAGGGGACGUGGAUGUGUCUGUGCCCAAGAUAGAAGGUGAAAUGAAAGUGCCAGAUGUUGACAUCAAAGGCCCCAAAGUGGGCAUUGAUGCCCCAGAUGUGGACGUUCAUGGCCCAGACUGGCACUUGAAGAUGCCCAAGAUGAAAAUGCCCAAGUUCAGCAUGCCUGGCUUCAAAGGAGAGGGCCCAGAAGUGGAUGUCCACCUGCCCAAGGCUGAUAUUGAUGUCUCAGGACCCAAAGUUGACAUUGAAGCCCCAAAUAUGAGCAUUGAGGGUCCAGAGGGAAAAAUCAAGGGUCCUAAUUUAAAGAUGCCAGAGAUGAAUAUCAAAGCCCCAAAGAUCUCCAUGCCAGAUGUGGACUUACAUUUGAAAGGUCCUAAGGUCAAAGGAGAUGUAGACGUUUCCCUGCCUAAGGUGGCAGGUGACCUCAAAGGCCCCAAAGUGGACAUUGAUGUCCCAGAUGUGGACGUUCAUGGCCCAGACUGGCACCUGAAGAUGCCCAAGGUGAAAAUGCCCAAGUUCAGCAUGCCUGGCUUCAAAGGAGAGGGCCCAGACGUGGAUGUGAACCUGCCGAAGGCUGACAUUGAUGUUUCAGGACCCAAGGUGGACAUUGAAGGCCCUAAUGUUAACAUUGAAGGACCUGAGGGGAAAUUGAAAGGUCCUAAGUUCAAGAUGCCAGAGAUGAACAUCAAAGCCCCCAAGAUCUCCAUGCCCGACUUUGAUCUGCACCUGAAAGGUCCCAAGGUAAAGGGUGAUAUGGAUGUUUCUCUGCCUAAAGUGGAAGGUGACCUGAAAGGCCCUGAAGUUGACAUCAAAGGGCCCAAAGUGGACUUUGAUGCCCCAGAUGUGGAUGUUCAUGGCCCAGACUGGCACCUGAAGAUGCCCAAGGUGAAAAUGCCCAAGUUCAGCAUGCCCGGCUUCAAAGGAGAGGGCCCAGAAGUGGAUGUGAACCUGCCCAAGGCCGACAUUGAUGUCUCAGGACCCAAAGUGGACCUUGAAUGUCCUGAUGUGAAUAUUGAAGGAUCUGAAGGAAAGUGGAAAAGUCCAAAGUUUAAAAUGCCUGAGAUGCAUUUUAAGACUCCAAAGAUAUCCAUGCCAGAUAUUGAUCUUAAUCUAACAGGUCCAAAACUGAAAGGAGAUAUGGAUAUCACAGGUCCCAAAGUGGAGAGUGAUCUGAAGGGCCCUGAGAUUGACCUCAAAGGCCCCAAAGUGGACAUUAAUGCCCCAGAUGUGGACGUUCAUGGCCCAGACUGGCACCUGAAGAUGCCCAAGAUGAAAAUGCCCAAGUUCAGCAUGCCUGGUUUCAAAGGAGAGGGCCCAGAAGUGGAUGUGAACCUGCCCAAGGCCGACAUUGAUGUCUCAGGACCCAAGAUGGACAUUGAAGGCCCUGAUGUUAAUAUUGAAGGACCAGAUGGAAAGUUGAAAGGUCCUAAGUUCAAGAUGCCAGAGAUGAACAUCAAAGCCCCCAAGAUCUCCAUGCCUGACUUGGAUUUGCACCUGAAAGGUCCCAAGGUAAAGGGCGAUGUGGACGUUUCUCUGCCUAAAGUGGAAGGUGACCUGAAAGGCCCUGAAGUUGACAUCAAAGGGCCCAAAGUGGACAUUGAUGCCCCAGAUGUAGAUGUUCAUGGCCCAGACUGGCACUUGAAGAUGCCUAAGGUGAAAAUGCCCAAGUUCAGCAUGCCUGGCUUCAAAGGAGAGGGCCCCGAGGUGGAUGUGAACCUGCCCAAGGCUGACAUUGAUGUCUCAGGACCCAAGCUGGACAUUGAAGGCCCUGAUGUUAAUAUUGAAGGACCAGAUGGAAAGUUGAAAGGUCCUAAGUUCAAGAUGCCAGAGAUGAACAUCAAAGCCCCCAAGAUCUCCAUGCCUGACUUUGAUCUGCACCUGAAGGGCCCCAAAGUGAAGGGUGAUGUGGAUGUGUCUUUACCAAAAGUGGAAGGUGAGAUUAAAGUUCCUGAAGUUGACAUCAAAGGGCCCAAAGUGGACAUUGAUGCCCCAGAUGUAGAUGUUCAUGGCCCAGACUGGCACUUGAAGAUGCCCAAGGUGAAAAUGCCCAAGUUCAGCAUGCCUGGCUUCAAAGGAGAGGGCCCCGACGUGGAUGUGAACCUGCCCAAGGCCGACAUUGAUGUCUCAGGACCCAAAGUGGACCUUGAAUGUCCUGAUGUGAAUAUUGAAGGACCUGAAGGAAAGUGGAAAAGUCCAAAGUUUAAGAUGCCAGAGAUGAACAUUAAAGCUCCUAAGAUAUCAAUGCCAGAUUUGGACCUUAACCUUAAAGGCCCUAAAAUGAAAGGAGAAGGGGAUGUUUCACUUCCAAAUGUAGAAGGUGGUUUGAAAGGGCCUACUCUUGACAUCAAGGGCCCGAAGAUAGAUUUAGAGGCUCCAGAUAUUGACAUUCAUGGCCCAGAAGGCAAAUUAAAAGGUCCAAAACUGAAGAUGCCUGACACGCAUGUAAACAUGCCCAAGAUCUCCAUGCCAGAAAUUGACUUGAAUUUGAAAGGCUCAAAGCUUAAGGGAGAUGUUGAUGUUUCUGGGCCCAAAUUGGAAGGUGACAUUAAAGCUCCCAAGUUGGAUGUAAAGGGUCCAGAAGUGGACAUUUCUGGACCUAAGCUCAAUAUUGAAGGCAAGUCAAAGAAAUCUCGUUUUAAGCUUCCCAAAUUUAAUUUUUCAGGCUCCAAAGUUCAGACACCUGAGGUGGAUGUCAAAGUUAAAAAGCCAGAUAUUGAUGUAACAGGCCCCAAAAUUGAUGUCAAUGCUCCUGAUAUUGAGGUCCAAGGAAAAGUGAAAGGAUCCAAGUUCAAAAUGCCUUUCCUGAGCAUUUCGUCUCCUAAAGUUUCUAUGCCUGAUGUGGAGUUAAAUCUGAAAGGUCCUAAAGUCAAAGGAGACUUAGAUGUUGCAGGUCCUAAUUUAGAAGGUGACUUUAAAGGACCCAAAGUGGAUAUUCAGGCACCAGAAGUACAUCUUGAUGCACCUAAUGUGGACGUUCAUGGUCCAGACUGGAAUUUGAAAAUGCCCAAGAUGAAAAUGCCCAAGUUUGGUGUGCCUGGCUUAAAAGCAGAAGGGCCAGAUGUGGCUGUGGACCUGCCACAAGGUGAUCUCAACAUACAGGGUCCCAGAAUGGACAUUGAGGGCCCAGAAGUCAAUGUGGAAGGUCUAGAAGGAGGCAUAAAAGGUCCCAAAUUCAAGAUGCCUGACAUGAAUAUCAAAGCUCCCAAGAUCUCUAUGCCUGACAUUGAUUUAAACCUAAAGGGCCCCAAAGUAAAAGGUGAUGUGGCUGUUUCUCAGCCCAGAAUUGAAGGGGAUCUGAAAGGGCCAGAGGUUGAUAUCAAAGGGCCCAAAGUGGACAUUGAUGUCCCAGAUGUGGACGUUCAUGGCCCAGACUGGCAUUUGAAGAUGCCCAAGGUGAAAAUGCCCAAGUUUAGCAUGCCGGGCUUCAAAGGAGAGGGCCCAGACGUGGAUGUUACCCUCCCUAAAGCUGACAUUGAUAUUUCUGGCCCCAAAGUGGACAUUGAUGCCCCAGAUGUGAACAUUGAAGGUCCAGAUGCAAAACUGAAGGGCCCCAAGUUCAAGAUGCCUGAGAUGAACAUCAAAGCUCCCAAAAUCUCCAUGCCUGAUUUUGAUUUGAACCUGAAAGGUCCCAAAAUAAAGGGCGAUGUGGACGUGUCUUUGCCAAAAGUGGAAGGUGACCUAAAGGGCCCCAAAGUGGACAUUGAAACUCCUGAUAUUAACAUUGAAGGCCCAGAGGGGAAAUUGAAGGGGUCCAAAUUCAAGAUGCCAGAGAUGCACAUAAAGGCCCCCAAGAUCUCCAUGCCUGACAUUGAUUUAAACCUGAAGGGCCCCAAGGUGAAGGGCGAUGUGGACGUUUCUCUGCCUAAAGUGGAAGGUGACCUGAAAGGCCCUGAGAUUGAUAUCAAAAGUCCAAAAGUGGACAUUAAUGCCCCUGAUGUGGACGUUCAUGGCCCAGACUGGCACCUGAAGAUGCCCAAGGUGAAAAUGCCCAAGUUCAGCAUGCCUGGCUUCAAAGGAGAGGGCCCCGAGGUGGAUGUGAACCUGCCCAAGGCGGACAUUGAUGUCUCAGGACCCAAGGUGGACAUUGAAGGCCCUGAUGUUAACAUUGAAGGACCUGAGGGGAAGUUGAAAGGUCCUAAGUUCAAGAUGCCAGAGAUGAACAUCAAAGCCCCCAAGAUCUCCAUGCCUGACUUGGAUUUGCACCUGAAAGGUCCUAAGGUCAAAGGUGAUGUGGAUGUUUCUCUGCCUAAAGUGGAAGGUGACCUGAAAUGCCCUGAAGUUGACAUCAAAGGGCCCAAAGUGGACAUUGAUGCCCCAGAUGUAGAUGUUCACGGCCCAGACUGGCACCUGAAGAUGCCUAAGAUAAAAAUGCCCAAGUUCAGCAUGCCUGGCUUCAAAGGAGAGGGCCCCGACGUGGAUGUGAACCUGCCCAAGGCUGACAUUGAUGUCUCAGGACCCAAAGUAGAUGUUGAAGUUCCAGAUGUGAAUAUUGAAGGCCCAGAUGCAAAACUGAAGGGCCCCAAGUUCAAGAUGCCUGAGAUGAACAUCAAAGCCCCCAAGAUCUCUAUGCCUGACUUUGAUUUGCACCUGAAAGGUCCUAAGGUUAAAGGUGAUGUGGACGUUUCUCUCCCUAAUGUGGAAGGUGAAUUAAAGGGCCCUGAAAUUGACCUCAAAGGUCCCAAAGUGGACAUCGAUGCCCCAGAUGUGGAUGUUCACGGCCCAGACUGGCACCUGAAGAUGCCCAAGGUGAAAAUGCCGAAGUUCAGCAUGCCUGGCUUCAAAGGAGAGGGCCCCGAGGUGGAUGUGAACCUGCCCAAGGCCGACAUUGAUGUCUCAGGACCCAAGGUGGACAUAGACACUCCUGACAUUGACAUUCAUGGUCCAGAAGGGAAACUGAAGGGUCCCAAGUUUAAAAUGCCUGACCUGCAUCUCAAGGCACCCAAGAUCUCCAUGCCUGAAGUUGACCUGAAUCUGAAGGGGCCUAAAGUAAAGGGUGAUGUGGAUGUUUCUCUGCCCAAAGUGGAAGGUGACCUUAAGGGCCCGGAAGUGGACAUCAAGGGCCCCAAAGUGGACAUUGAUGCCCCAGAUGUGGAUGUUCACGGCCCAGACUGGCACCUGAAGAUGCCCAAAGUGAAAAUGCCCAAAUUCAGCAUGCCGGGCUUCAAAGGAGAGGGCCCAGAAGUGGAUGUGGACCUGCCCAAGGCCAACAUUGAUGUCACUGGACCCAAGGUGGACAUAGACACUCCUGACAUUGACAUUCAUGGUCCAGAAGGGAAACUGAAGGGCCCCAAGUUUAAAAUGCCUGACUUGCAUCUCAAGGCACCCAAGAUCUCCAUGCCUGAAGUUGACCUGAAUCUGAAGGGUCCUAAAGUAAAGGGUGAUGUGGAUGUUUCUCUGCCCAAAGUGGAAGGUGACCUCAAAGGCCCCAAAGUGGACAUUGAUGUCCCAGAUGUGGACGUUCAUGGCCCAGACUGGCAUCUGAAGAUGCCCAAAGUGAAAAUGCCCAAAUUCAGCAUGCCGGGCUUCAAAGGAGAGGGCCCAGACGUGGAUGUUACCCUCCCUAAAGCUGACAUUGAUAUUUCUGGCCCCAAAGUGGACAUUGAUGCCCCAGAUGUGAACAUUGAAGGUCCAGAUGCAAAACUGAAGGGCCCCAAGUUCAAGAUGCCUGAGAUGAACAUCAAAGCCCCCAAAAUCUCCAUGCCUGACCUUGACUUUAACCUGAAAGGCCCCAAAAUGAAGGGUGAUGUGGAUGUCUCUCUACCCAAAGUGGAAGGUGACCUCAAGGGCCCUGAAAUUGACAUAAAGGCUCCCAAAUUGGACAUUGAUACUCCUGAUAUCAAUAUUGAAGGUGCAGAAGGAAAAUUGAAGGGGCCCAAAUUUAAGAUGCCUGAGAUGCACAUCAAAGCCCCCAAGAUCUCCAUGCCUGACUUUGACUUAAAUCUGAAAGGGCCAAAGGUAAAGGGUGAUGUGGACCUUUCACUACCUAAGGUGGAAGGUGAUCUGAAAGGACCAGAGGUGGAUAUUGAGGGUCCUGAAGGGAAACUCAGAGGUCCCAAAUUUAAGAUGCCUGAUGUGCAUUUCAAAACUCCACAAAUCUCCAUGAGUGACAUUGAUUUGAACUUGAAAGGACCUAAGGUAAAAGGAGAUUUGGACGUUUCCAUUCCUAAACUGGAAGGAGAUCUGAAAGGUCCCAAAAUGGAUGUUAAAGGCCCUAAGCUGGACAUAGACACUCCUGACAUUGACAUUCAUGGUCCAGAAGGGAAACUGAAGGGCCCCAAGUUUAAAAUGCCUGACUUGCAUCUCAAGGCACCCAAGAUCUCCAUGCCUGAAGUUGACCUGAAUCUGAAGGGUCCUAAAGUAAAGGGCGAUGUGGAUGUUUCUCUGCCCAAAGUGGAAGGUGACUUCAAGGGCCCCAAAGUGGACGUCGAUGUCCCAGAUGUGGACGUUCAUGGCCCAGACUGGCACCUGAAGAUGCCCAAGGUGAAAAUGCCCAAGUUCAGCAUGCCUGGCUUCAAAGGAGAGGGCCCCGAGGUGGACGUGAACCUGCCCAAGGCCGACAUUGCUGUCUCGGGACCCAAAGUGGACAUUGACGUUCCAGAUGUGGAUAUCGAAGGUCCAGAUGCAAAACUGAAAGGCCCUAAGUUCAAGAUGCCAGAGAUGAACAUCAAAGCUCCUAAGAUCUCCAUGCCUGACAUUGACUUAAACCUGAAAAGUCCCAAAGUAAAGGGUGAUGUGGAUGUUUCCCUGCCUGAGGUGGAAGGUGACCUCAAGGGCCCUGGAAUUGAUAUCAAAGGGCCCAAAGUGGACAUUGAUGUCCCAGAUGUGGACGUUCACGGCCCAGACUGGCACCUGAAGAUGCCCAAGGUGAAAAUGCCCAAGUUCAGCAUGCCUGGCUUCAAAGGAGAGGGCCCAGAUGUGGAUGUCCACCUGCCCAAGGCCGACAUUGAUGUCUCAGGACCUAAAGUGGACAUUGACGUUCCAGAUGUGGAUAUCGAAGGCCCAGAUGCAAAACUGAGGGGCCCCAAGUUCAAGAUGCCUGAGGUAAACAUCAAAGCUCCCAAAAUCUCCACGCCAAAAUCAAUCAGCCAUGUUGACCUGGAUUUCAAAGGACCCAAAGUUAAAGGAGAUUUUGAUGUGUCUGUCCCUAAAGUUGAAGGUACUUUCAAAGGUCCAGAAGUAGAUCUUAAAGGUCCAGGUCUGGAUUUUGAAGGCCCUGAUGCCAAACUCAGUGGCCCAAAUUUGAAGAUGCCGUCACUGGAUGUAUCUGCCCCUAAAGUAACUGCUCCUGAUAUUGAUUUGCAUCUCAAAGCACCCAAAAUUGGAGUUUCUGGUCCCAAAUUAGAAGGUGGUGAACUGGACCUCAAGGGCCCCAAAGUUGAUUUAGAAGCUCCAAACUUAGAUAUACACAUGGAGAGCCCAGAUGUUAACAUUGAGGGGCCAGAUGUUAAAAUUCCCAAAUUUAAGAAACCCAAGUUUGGAUUUGGUACAAAAAGCCCUAAAGCUGACUUUAAGUCACCUUCGCUCGAUGUGACUGUUCCUGAGGCAGAGCUGAAUGUUGAGACUCCUGACAUCAGUGUUGGUGGCAAGGGCAAGAAAAGUAAGUUUAAAAUGCCUAAAAUUCACAUGAGUGGUCCUAAAAUUAAGGCCAAGAAACAAGGAUUUGACUUGAAUGCUCCCGGGGGCGAAGUUGAUACCAGUGUCAAGACUCCGGACGUAGAUGUCAGUGUUACUGGGCCGGACGCCGCACUUAAAGUCGAUGUGAAAUCUCCCAAAACCAAGAAACCUAUGUUUGGAAAAAUGUAUUUCCCCGAUGUAGAAUUUGACAUUAAAUCACCUAAAUUUAAAGCUGAGGCCCCCCUCCCCAGCUCCAAAAUGGAAGGUGAAAUCCAGGCACCUGAUCUGGAUAUUGCUUCACCAGGGGUUAACGUGGAAGGUCCUGACAUCAAGCUGAAGGCUCCCAAGUUCAAGGUGGAUGUCUCAACUCCCAAAAUGGAGGGCGACUUGAAAGGCCCCAGGGUGCAAGCAAACUUGAACGCACCUGACAUCAACAUUGAGGGCCCUGAUGCUAAAGUCAAAGCACCAUCAUUUGGCAUUUCUGUCCCUGAAGUCUCCAUCCCUGAUGUGAACGUUAGCUUGAAAGGACCAAAGAUUAAGGGUGAUGUCCCCAGUGUGGGACUGGAAGGAGGAGAUGUAGAUCUGCAAGGUCCAGAAUCGAAAAUCAAGUUUCCCAAGUUUUCGAUGCCUAAGAUCGGCGUCCCUGGUGUGAAAAUGGAGGGCGGGGGAGCUGAGCUCCAGGCCCAGCUGCCCUCACUUGAAGGAGGCUUGAGUGCACCAGAUGUUAAGCUUGAAGGGCCUGAUGUGUCUCUGAAGGGGCCAAAAGUAGACUUGCCUUCAGUGAACCUCUCUAUGCCAAAAGUCUCUGGACCUGACCUCGACCUGAACUUGAAAGGACCAAGUUUGAAGGGCGACCUGGAUGCAUCUGUUCCUAGCAUGAAGGUGCAUGCCCCAGGGUUUAACCUCAGAGGUGUUGGUGGAAAGGUGAAGAUGGAAGGAGAUGGUGUGAAAGUGCCAGGGAUCGAUGCCACAACAACGGUUAAGGUUGGUGUGCCAGAUGUGACCCUGAAAGGACCAAGCCUGCAGGGAGACCUGGCUGUCUCUGGUGACAUCAAGUGCCCUAAAGUAUCAGUAGGUGCUCCUGAUCUAAGUCUGGAGGCACCUGAAGGUGGUUUUAAACUUCCCCAGAUGAAGCUGCCCCAGUUUGGCAUCUCCACCCCAGGGUCUGACUUGGACAUUAGCAUCAAGGGGCCACAAGUGACUGGAGAACUAAAGAGGCCGGGCAUGGAUGUGGGCCUCGGAGGCCUGAAUCUGAAAGGGCCUCAGAUCUCUGGCCCUCAAAUCUCAGCACCAGAUGUGGACUUGAACUUGGAAGGACCAAAAGUAAAAGGGAGCCUCGGGGCCACUGGUGAGAUGAAAGGUCCCUCUAUUGGAGGAAGUCUUCCAGGCAUCAGUGUUCAGGGCCUAGAAGGAAAUCUCCAAAUGCCUGGCAUUAAGUCCUCUGGAUAUGACAUGGAGCUGCAAGGUAUGAAUGUGAAACUCCCCACCGGGCACAUUUCUGGCCCCGAAAUCAAAGGCAAUCUGAAAGGUUCAGGGAUAGGGGUCCACGGUGCCGCUCCUGACAUUAGUGUGAAGGGGCCUUCAUUUAAUAUGGCAUCUCCUGAGUCAGAUUUUGGUGUCAGCUUGAAGGGCCCCCAAAUCAAAGGAGGUGUGGAUGUGUCAGGAGGUGUCAGUGCCCCAGAUAUCAGCCUGGGUGAAGGGCAUGCCAGUGUCAAAGGUUCCGGGGGUGAGUGGAAAGGACCCCAGGUCUCUGCUCUUAACUUGGAUGCACCUAGGUUUGCUGGGGGACUUCAUUUCUCAGGACCAAAGGUAGAAGGAGGUGUGAAAGGAGGCCAGCUUGGACUCCAGGGUCCUGGACUGAGUGUGUCUGGGCCUCAAGGUCACUUGGAAAGCAGAUCUGGAAAGGUAACAUUCCCCAAGAUGAAGAUCCCCAAAUUUACCUUCUCUGGCCGAGAGCUGGUUGGCAGAGAAGUGGGGGUGGAUAUUAACUUCCCUAAAGUGGAGGCCAGUGUCCAGGCUGGUGCUGGAGAGGGUGAGUGGGAAGAGUCCGACGUAAAACUUAAAAAGUCCAAAAUCAAAAUGCCAAAGUUCAAUUUUUCCAAACCUAAAGGGAAAGGUGGUGUCACUGGAUCACCAGAAGCAUCCAUUUCCGGUUCCAAAGGUGACCUGAAGAGCUCAAAAGCCAGCUUAGGCUCUCUGGAAGGAGAGGCAGAGGCUGAAACAUCUUCGCCCAAAGCCAAAUUCUCUUUAUUUAAAAGUAAGAAGCCUCGGCACCGCUCAAAUUCCUUCAGUGAUGAAAGGGAGCUCUCUGCACCUUCUACCCCGACUGGGACUUUGGAGUUUGAUGGUGGGGAAAUGUCGCUGGAAGGUGGAAAAGUCAAAGGGAAACAAGGGAAGCUGAAAUUUGGUACCUUUGGUGGAUUGGGGUCAAAGAGCAAAGGUCAUUAUGAGGUGACUGGGAGUGAUGAUGAGGCAGGCAAGUUACAGGGGAGUGGAGUAUCCCUGGCCUCUAAGAAGUCCCGACUGUCCUCUUCUUCUAGCAAUGACAGUGGGACUAAGGUUGGCAUCCAGCUUCCUGAGGUGGAGCUGGUGGUUUCCACAAAGAAAGAGUAGCAGGCCUUUGUGUACAUAUAUGUAUAAAAAUACUUCAGCCUUGGGUGUGUUUGUAUAUAACCUCCAAAGAGAAACACACCGACAGCCUCAGCAGUAAUGCAAAGAUCUGGCCUCUGCCGGGGGCAAGCGCUGACAAGCCAACCGCCUUUAGGCUCCCAGAGCUUUACAGAUAGGUAAAGAGUUCCAGCCCGUGUGCAAAGUCAACAGUAUUUGCCUUAAGAUUUCAGUUUUUUUGCAUUGAACGCUGAGAGCUCCUGUUUACUAUGCAAGCUUUUGUGUUUAUUAUCCUCAUUUUUACUGAACAUUGUUAGUGUUGGGGUAAUGGAAACCCACUUUUUCAUUGUAAUGACUUUGGGGGGCUUUUGUUAGUAAGGGUGGGAUGGGGUAGAAGGCAGUAGAGGGGGCCAGACCUCCAUAUCUCCAUUUCUCCUAAUAUUGGAACCACUUAAAUAGCAAGCACCCAAAGAUGGCCACAGGGAGCCGGCAGGGCGUGUGGGUAUUUGUAGAACUCUUUAGCAUUGCUUUUUCCCCAGGGGUGGUGGUCCCAGCCAGUGUGGUGCUCAUGGUGAAAAGGAAUUAGAAACUGUUUGCCAAUUGGCCAACCCACUAGCUCAACACAAGGGGCUUCCAUUCUGUGUAUUGUAAGAAAUCUUUUCAUGGCCCCCAUGUUCCUGAUACUAGUUCUGAUUUCUUUUAACAAAUGUUAUUUGUUAAAGAAUUUGAUUAAGAAAAUUUCCCGCACUUUAAUGGCAAGUUAAUUGAGAAUGUAAGAAAAUCCGUGCUGUCAAGGCAAAUAAAGCUGUUUAUUAACCCUGA
This is a messenger RNA of Rhinolophus ferrumequinum (greater horseshoe bat), 17902 nucleotides long. It is a transcript of the gene AHNAK, whose product is annotated as AHNAK nucleoprotein. Lineage: Eukaryota; Metazoa; Chordata; Mammalia; Chiroptera; Rhinolophidae. The record is from RefSeq and is a predicted model, not a curated record. Gene Ontology annotation, cellular component: cytoplasm; costamere; nucleus. The coding region runs from base 275 to 17086 and encodes 5603 amino acids. Gene Ontology annotation, molecular function: protein binding. The transcript is spliced from 5 exons. Gene Ontology annotation, biological process: regulation of RNA splicing.